AACUGAAACGGCAGAAAAAACCAGAAAGUUGUCCCUUUUGAAAAACUCACACUCUCUUUCUCUCUCUGCCUCAAGGCUCUCAAUCCACCGCCAUUGUUGCUCUGCUUGUGAUGGGUGACGCCACCUUCUUCGUGUCGUCCUCAUGGGGUGGAAACUUCGACGAGGAUACUACCGAGGAUGGCUCUCAAUCGAGUCAGUUCCAUUACUCGUCAUCGGAACCCUACAUGAUGGGGUUCGUGUUCGCCAACAUAGUGGGCCUCCAGUACUACCCCGGCACUAUCAGCGGCCGUGAGCUGGUGGGACUCGUCCGGGAGCCCCUCAACCCCUACGACUCCAACGCCAUCAAGGUCCUCAACACCCGGAACAUCCAGGUGGGCCACAUCGAGCGCUCCGUCGCGGCCAUCUUGGCCCCUCUGAUAGACUCCGAGAUGAUCAUCGCCGAGGGCAUUGUUCCCAACUCUCGCAGUUCGGGGAACCGGUACAAGAUUCUCUGCCAAAUUCACAUCUUUGCUCGGGAGGAGGCCGCGGAGACGGUCAAGGCCGCCAUUGCACGAGGCGGGUUGGACCUCAUAACGGAGACGAGCCCUUCCUUCGCGCUGUCCGAGGCGGCUGUUGUGAAGGGCAUGAGGAAGAAGAAGGGUAAGGGAGAGAAGAGGAGUUUGGAUGAGAUUUUUGACCUGGUCGAGAAGAACGUUAACGAGAAGGCAAAGAUGGAAACUUUGGCUCUGGAGCCGCCGAAGGAGGUCAUCAAGUCCGAACUGCUAGAGCACCAGAAGGUGGGGCUCGGGUGGUUGGUUCACCGAGAGAAUUCCGAGGAGCUGCCUCCGUUUUGGGAGGAGGAGAAAGACGGGAAGUACGUGAAUGUCUUGACGAACUUCGUUACCGAAGACCGGCCAGAUCCCUUGAGGGGUGGCAUUUUCGCUGACGAUAUGGGGUUGGGUAAAACUCUCACCUUGCUUUCUCUUAUUGCUCUCGAUAAGUUUGGUGGUCCUGGUAUAAGUGGUACCGUAAAUGCUAAGGAAUCUGGGGAAGAAGGCGAGACCUCUGAAUUUGUCCCACCAGUUUCGAGUAGUAGAAAGAGGGGCAGAGCACCCAAAACUGCUCGGUCUGUGAAGGAAUGUAAGACCAAGAAGAUCAGUAGGCCGAUGAGCAGCAGUGCUCAGAUAAAACAUAAGAUGACAUUAGUUGUAUGUCCUCCUUCAGUUUUCUCGAGUUGGAUAACUCAGCUAGGGGACCAUACUAUCCCUGGGAAGCUCAAGGUGUAUUUGUAUUACGGCUCAGACCGAACCAGUAGCCCCGACGAGCUUAGGAAAUAUGACAUUGUGCUGACUACUUACACUACGUUGGCUUCUGAGCAAGCUAAUCAAGAUGACACCCCAGUGGGGAGGAUUGAAUGGUGGAGAAUCAUUCUCGACGAGGCACAUCUGAUUAAGAAUGUAAAGGCACAGCAGAGUUUAGUGGUCACGAAUUUGAUUGCGGAGAGGAGGUGGGUCGUGACUGGGACUCCCAUACAGAAUGGAUCGUUUGAUUUGUUCUCUCUGAUGACGUUUUUGCACUUUGAACCAUUCUCAAUUAAGAGUUAUUGGCGGAGCUUGAUUCAGCGUCCCAUUAAUCAAGGCAAAAGCAUGGGACUGUCACGUUUGCAGAUUCUUAUGGCAACGAUUUCUUUGAGGAGAACAAAGGACAAGGCUUUGGCUGGGUUACCUAAGAAAACAAUAGAGACAUGUUUGGUCGAUCUUUCUCUUGAGGAGCGGAGAUUGUACGAUCAGAUGGAAACAGAGGCAAAGAACAUUGUCAGGAACUGUAUUCAGGGAGGUACUUUGAUGCAGAACUACACCACAAUUCUCAGUAUAAUUCUACGGCUAAGACAGAUCUGCAUAAGUUUGGCCCUGUGCCCGCCUGAUCUUAAAUCGAUUCUUCCAGCUGAAACCAUUGAAGACGUGUCGAAGAACCCUGAGUUGCUCAAGAAGGUGGUUGAGGUGCUACAAGAUGGAGAAGAUUUGGAUUGUCCCAUUUGCAUUUCUCCACCAACUGACAUAGUUAUCACUUGUUGUGCUCAUAUCUUCUGUCGAAACUGCAUUCUCAAAAUUAUGAAGAGCGUGAACAGCCGCUGCCCCCUCUGUCGCCGCCCAUUAUCAGAAGCCGACUUGUUCUCAGCCCCACCCAAAUCUCUCAAGAAAGAAGACCGAGAAACUCUGGAUUCAAAACCCACUGGCUCAGCCCCACAAUCGUCCAAGGUCUCUGCUCUAGUAGAACUUCUCAAGGCCUCAAGGGAUCAAAGCCCGGCAGUCAAGUCAGUCAUCUACUCGCAGUUUAGAAAGAUGUUAAUUCUGCUCGAAGAGCCCCUAAAGGAGGCUGGCUAUAAGAUACUGCGUUUGGAUGGGUCGAUGACUGCUAAGAAACGGAUCCAGGUGAUUGAAGAAUUUGAAUCAUGUGAGUCGGAUGGGUCCAUGGUUCUUCUGGCAAGCCUCAGGUCCUCAGGAGCAGGGAUCAACCUUACAGCGGCCUCAGUGGUGUACCUACUGGAGCCAUGGUGGAACCCAGCAGUGGAGGAGCAGGCAAUGGACCGGGUCCACAGGAUAGGGCAGACGAAGGAGGUCAGAAUCGUGAGGAUGAUAGCUCGGGACAGCAUCGAGGAGAGGGUUUUGGAGCUGCAGGAGACAAAGAAGAGGCUGGCGAGGGAUGCUUUUGUGGGAAAGGAAGGAUCCAAGAGCCGUAGGGAGGUCGGGGAGCAGGGCAUUCGAACCCUCAUGUCCCUGUAAAUAAUUCAACUGCUGGAGAUACUUGCAUUUUGCGCUUUUUUUUUUUUUGAUGUCCGUGUUCAAACAUGGAGGACAUGUUCCAAGGCAUCUUAUAUAUGGUAGUAAUCUGAUUUCAGCAUGCAUACAUUACAUGCUAAAUCCAACCGUGUCUGUGGUGACUGAUUAGGCAGCAUAUCAAGCAAGAGCGUUUGCUGUUCUGUUGUUACAUUUUCUUUGUUGGCUUUGAUGAAGCAGAGUUUUGGUUGAA
Messenger RNA from Punica granatum (pomegranate), 3009 nucleotides. The record is from RefSeq and is a predicted model, not a curated record. Lineage: Eukaryota; Viridiplantae; Streptophyta; Magnoliopsida; Myrtales; Lythraceae.